Molecule: messenger RNA, 628 nt
Organism: Phlebotomus argentipes
Lineage: Eukaryota; Metazoa; Arthropoda; Insecta; Diptera; Psychodidae
Product: ATPase inhibitor mai-2, mitochondrial-like
Exons: 3
Coding region: 249-524 (91 amino acids)
Biological process (GO): negative regulation of ATP-dependent activity
Cellular component (GO): mitochondrion
Molecular function (GO): ATPase inhibitor activity
Source: RefSeq, a predicted model, not a curated record
CCGCUGCAUUUUCACCAUUUCACGCUGACUUGCGGAGCGAUUUGGUAAAUAUUGGUAAAACUGGUAAAUAAACAUUCAUCUUAGUAUUUCAUUAAUUCUUAUUCUCCAAUAAAAAUUGUGAGAUAUGCUUGGCAAAACGGAAAUAACAAGGAAAAUUCUUGCAAUUUUACAAAUUAAUUAAAGAGUUACCAAUUAAAAUCAAUCAUUUUUUCUCAGUGUGAACACAUUUCGGACCAGAAAAAUCAAGCAUGUUGAAGACUUCGAAGUAUUUGUGCAGAAUUUCUCCAAAUUACUUGAGAGUGGCCGGAAUGAGUCAAUUGGGUGAUUUGGGCAGUGGAGCUGGAAAAGGUGGCGGUGGCGGCGGAAGUAUCAGAGAAGCGGGAGGAUCUCUUGGGAAGAUGGAAGCUGCCAAGGAAGAAGAGUAUUUCUACAGAAAACAACGGGAACAGUUGCAAAAGGUCAAGGAGGCUCAGGUCAAAGAGGAAGGCCAUCGCGAUGGAAGUCCUGGCAAGACAUCCAAGUAGAGGAGGACUGAUGACAACCGUCACGCAAUCAUAGCAUUUUAGGAAAAUUGUAGGCUUUUCAUAUAUUUGCUAUUUUCUCCCAUAAAUUUCACACAUUUCACAAA